AUGCCCACCAAGAAUGUCACUGAGCAGCGGAUCGCCAAGUUCAAAAACAAGGGGAAAGAUCCGACAAAACUUCGAGAGAAAAGGAUCUCGGAGUGCGUGGAGCUGCGCAAAGCCCACAAGGAUGAAAGCUUCUUGAAGAGGCGACAUCUGACGCUGUCGUCUCUCCCGGACGAGGAGGCCCUCUCUCCCGACGAGAUGGUGGCCCCUUUAUCCAUUGAGAAUAUAAUUAAAGACGUUAACAGCGACCAGAAGGAGUCCCAAACCAGAGGCUGUCAGGCAGCCAGGAAGCUCCUUUCUCAGGAGCGUAACCCUCCUCUGAAGGAGAUCAUAGAUGCGGGUCUGUUGUCCCGCUUUGUGACCUUCCUGUGUAUGGAUGAUGAGCCAACUCUGCAGUUUGAAGCAGCUUGGGCUCUCACAAACAUCGCCUCUGGAACAUCUUGGCAUACUCAGCAGGUGGUGGAACAUGGGGCUGUUCCUGCUUUCAUCUCCUUGCUGUCCUCCCCGAUGUUGCACAUCAGUGAACAGGCGGUCUGGGCUCUUGGAAACAUUGCAGGUGACGGUCCAGCUUAUCGGGACGUCCUGAUUGAGUGCAAUGUUAUCCCAGCCUUACUGGCCCGCAUCUCCCCAGACACACCAGUUGGAUACCUGCGUAACCUAACAUGGACGUUGUCCAACUUGUGUCGAAAUAAGAACCCGUGUCCACCGUUGUCUGCAGUCCUGCAGAUGCUUCCCUCUCUGAUCCAGCUGCUCCAUCUCUCUGAUAAGGACAUCCUGUCCGAUGCAUGCUGGGCUAUCUCCUACCUCUCAGACGGUGACAAUGACCGCAUUGAUGUUGUAGUGAGAACUGGCAUUGUCUCUCGGCUGGUGGAGCUCCUGAGCCAUGAGGAGCUCAGCGUCAUGACUCCGGCUCUCCGCUCCAUCGGAAACAUUGUGAGCGGCUCAGACCUGCAGACGCAGGCAGCGGUUGAUGCCGGAGUUCUGAACGUCCUGCCACAACUGAUGAGGCAUUCAAAGGCCAGUGUGCAAAAGGAGGCAGCAUGGGCAUUGUCCAACAUUGCUGCAGGACCCUGUAAGCAAAUCCAACAGGUCAUCACCUGUGGCCUGCUCCCUCCCCUGGUAGAACAGCUCAGAAAUGGAGACUUUAAGACUCAAAGGGAGGCGGUGUGGGCAGUGACAAACUUCACCAGUGGGGGCACUGUGGAGCAGGUGGUCCAUCUGGUGCAGAGUGGUGCUCUAGAGGCAGUAAUCAACCUGCUGCAGGUCAAAGAUGCUAAAGUCAUUCUGGUCAUACUGGAGGCUAUCAACAACAUCUUCAUGGCUGCAGAGAAAAUGGGUGAGACAGAGAAACUGAGCCUGUUGGUUGAAGAGCUGGGCGGACUGGACCGCAUUGAGAUGCUGCAGAACCAUGACAAUGAUAUGGUGUACCAGGCAGCACAUAACCUCAUUGAGAAGUACUUUAGCGACGGUGAGAUGGAGGGAGUAAAGGUCGACGCUACAGAGGAUGCAUUUGUGUUUAAGAGCUCUGAUGUUCAGAGAACGUUUGAAUUUUAA
Molecule: messenger RNA, 1551 nt
Organism: Chelmon rostratus (copperband butterflyfish)
Lineage: Eukaryota; Metazoa; Chordata; Actinopteri; Chaetodontiformes; Chaetodontidae
Gene: kpna7
Product: karyopherin alpha 7 (importin alpha 8)
Exons: 12
Coding region: 1-1551 (516 amino acids)
Biological process (GO): NLS-bearing protein import into nucleus
Cellular component (GO): cytoplasm; nucleus
Molecular function (GO): protein binding; nuclear import signal receptor activity
Source: RefSeq, a predicted model, not a curated record